Messenger RNA from Emiliania huxleyi CCMP1516, 960 nucleotides. RefSeq lists its product as hypothetical. The coding region runs from base 1 to 960 and encodes 319 amino acids. Gene Ontology annotation, biological process: cortical cytoskeleton organization; microtubule cytoskeleton organization; regulation of dephosphorylation. Gene Ontology annotation, cellular component: centrosome; spindle. Lineage: Eukaryota; Haptophyta; Isochrysidales; Noelaerhabdaceae. The record is from RefSeq and is a predicted model, not a curated record. The transcript is spliced from 8 exons.
AUGGUCCUCUGUGCGGCGGACGUCGACCGGCUGCGGCGCUACGCGACGCGCCGGCCCGCGCAGUCGCGUGAGGCCGCUGAGGCCGAGCGGCGCGCGCUCGAGGAGGGCGUCGGCAAGCUCGCUCGCCGGCGGCUGCGCGAGCACAUGCUGUCGCUCAUGCUUGAGCCGGCGGAGCUGGACGAGUGCUGGCGGCUGCUGCGCGCGCACGCGUCGCCGCCCGCGUCGCCGCUCGACGAGCGCAUCGACUACACCGGCUUCUGCCGCGUUGCGGACGCCAUGCCCGCGCGGCUCGGCCGGCACUUUUUCGGCGCCGAGCACUUUUUGCGCUUCCCGAAUGACCCGUGGGGGCGGGUGUCGAUCGUACACUACUUUUGCUGGCUGCGCAGCAAGACCGCGAUCCUGCGCACGCGGAUCGAGUUCUCGAUCUACGACCACUCCACCGAUGGCACGCUUGGCGAGCGGGAGCGGGAGCCGCGGCGAGUGACUGCCGUGCGAAAGUUCUUCUUCUUCCUCGACCCGCGCCGGCGCGGCCGCAUGGUGGCCGAGGGUGCUUCUCACGAGUCUGGUGGCUGUGCAGGCGACUUGGGCCAGGAGGAGCUGCGCCAGAACUGGUUCUCGCUUGAGUACGCAGAGAUGCUCUACUCGGACUACCUCGAGCUCGACGCGGACCAGAACGGCAUGCUCUCUGUCGGCGAGCUCAUGCGCUUCCGCGGCGGCGCGCCGCCAGGAGGAGGGCUGACAGCGCCGUUCGUGCAGCGGAGCGAGCUCGACUACAAGUCGUACCUCGACUUUGUGCUCGCGCACUCGUACAAGGGCACGCCCGAGGCGCUCACCUACUUCUUCAAGCUGCUCGACCUGCGCCGCCGGCUGCUCGGGCUGGACCUCGCCUACUUCUUCCGCGCGGUCCUCGAGAAGUUUGACGAGCUGGGCGUCGACCCGGACCACGACCAUCACCCAUGA